Molecule: messenger RNA, 757 nt
Organism: Schistosoma intercalatum
Lineage: Eukaryota; Metazoa; Platyhelminthes; Trematoda; Strigeidida; Schistosomatidae
Source: the annotation of a GenBank genome assembly
AGCUAUUGUGCAUUGAACCUUGUUUAGGUUUGCAUUUGCGUGACUUCAGUCGUGAGUGUCGAUAUGGGCCGGAGACCUGCUAGAUGUUAUCGAUAUUGCAAAAAUAAACCUUAUCCUAAGUCAAGAUUUUGUCGUGGUGUCCCAGACCCAAAGAUUCGAAUCUUUGAUCUGGGUAAGAAAAAAGCAGACGUUGAAGAAUUUCCUCUAUGUGUUCAUAUGAUAUCAGAUGAAUACGAACAGCUGUCCAGUGAAGCAUUAGAAGCUGCUCGUAUUUGUGCAAACAAAUAUCUGUUGAAGCAUUGUGGGAAAGAUUCAUUCCAUGGUCGGAUACGCGUUCAUCCAUUUCAUGUGAUCCGCAUCAAUAAAAUGCUUUCGUGUGCUGGGGCUGAUCGUUUGCAAACAGGUAUGAGAGGUGCAUUCGGAAAACCCCAGGGGACAGUUGCACGCGUUGAUAUUGGACAAGUUAUAAUGUCAGUUCGUGCUCGUGAUCAACAUCAAGCUCAAGUUGUUGAAGCUCUCAGACGUGCCAAAAUGAAAUUCCCAGGUCGGCAAAAAAUAGCCGUGUCACGUAACUGGGGAUUCACAAAAUGGCCUAGAACUAGUUUUAACGAAAUGCGUGCCAAAGGACAACUAGUUUCGGACGGUGUUGGUGUGAAGUACCUUCCUCCUCAUGGCCCCUUAGAACAAUGGAAACAAACGCAGGCACGUCUAGCUGGAAUCACUGUAUAAAAAUAAGACUACAAUACAUAUUUGGUAA